This is a messenger RNA of Rosa rugosa (rugosa rose), 3144 nucleotides long. RefSeq lists its product as uncharacterized. The coding region runs from base 237 to 2618 and encodes 793 amino acids. The record is from RefSeq and is a predicted model, not a curated record. Lineage: Eukaryota; Viridiplantae; Streptophyta; Magnoliopsida; Rosales; Rosaceae. The transcript is spliced from 2 exons.
UGCCUUUGUGGUAUUUUAUAAUUUGCACUGUCUAUGUUGUGAGAGAAGUUUUUUUGAGAAAAGGGUCCAAUUUGGGGGAUUUUUUUAGAUUUGGGUUGGAAAAGAGGGGCAAAAUAAAGAAAAAACUGGUGAUGGAGGUCUGUCCAUGGUGGCUUUCUGCGAUUCAAAUUCCUCAACUCUUAUUAUAAGAGGUUGGCUGAAUUGGUAGCAGAUUGUAAAGAGUAGAAUCUAGGAAUAUGGAGUGCAAUAGAGAUGAGGCCACCAGGGCGAAAGAGAUUGCGGAGAAGAAGUUUGCGGCAAGGGAUGUAAUGGGAGCCAAGAAAUUUGCUUUGAAGGCUCAAAAUUUGUUUCCGGGGCUGGAGGGUAUGCCCCAAAUGUUGGCAACACUCGAUGUACAUGUUGCUGCAGAGAACAGAGUAAAUGGGGAAGUAGAUUGGUAUGGGGUACUUGGUCUCGAGCCGAGAGCAGAUGACGAGGCGGUGAGGAAACAGUAUAGGAAACUAGCUCUUAUGCUUCACCCCGAUAAGAACAAGUCUGUCGGGGCUGAUGGAGCAUUUAAGCUACUUUCCGAGGCAUGGAGUUUGUUGUCUGAUAAAGCUAAGAGGGGAGCGUAUGACCAGAGGAGGAAGGCUUCGACUUCACAGGCGGCCCCUCCUGGAGCCAAUGGGUUCUACAAUUUCACAAAAAGUUCAACGUCCAGUACAAAGCCUCCAAAGAGUACUUCAAGGGCAGCUCGCUCUUCAGCUCCUGGUUCAAAUCUUAAACCGAAACCCAGUACCUUUUGGACCGUCUGUCACAAGUGCAGGAUGCAGUAUGAGUACAUGAGAGUUUAUCUUAAUCAUAACCUUCUAUGCCCGAAUUGCCAUGAAGCAUUUUUUGCAGUGGAAAUAACUCCUCCACCUACAGGUGCCUCCAAGUCAUCCACCUCAUGGAAUCCAUCACAUCAGCGACAGAAUUCGAAUCAUGAAAAAAGCACAUAUAAUACAGGAAGAAGUAGAGAUAUAGGAGGACCUUCAGGAUUCACUGAAUCAUAUCACCAAAACAACUUCCAGUGGGGUCCAUUCUCCAAAGCAUCUGGUGCUUCUUCGGCUGCCCAAGCUGCAAGCAUGGUUCAACAGGCAUACGAGAAAGCAAAGAGAGAGCGCGAGGAAGCUCAAGCAGCAACAAAAAGAGAGGAGGCCUUGCGGAGGAAGCAUCAAGCCUCCUCCAAGAAGGCGAGUGGCACUUCAUCUAAUGCAGCAAAGAGAAGAAGAGGAAUGGAUGAUGUUGGUGGUAGCAUCAAGCCUCCAAGGGACGUUACGAAUCAAAUGGGUGGGGUAGCUGGAGCUGCAAACUUUUUUGGAUCUAGACAGCCUAAUUUUGAGUCAGGUAGGAUCAAUGGAACCACCAAGUCCAGUAUCACAAGGGAUUUCUCCGUGCUUGAAGUUCAUAAUUUACUGGCGGACAAGGCUAGGAAGGAAAUUCGCAGGAAACUGAAUGAACAGAAAUCUGAAACUGCAGUCAAACAGGUGGUAAAUGGGAAUGAGACAGAGAAAUCUUUGAAAAAUGUCGAUGCACGGCGUGAUCAGAACAAGUCUGGUGAGUCAGUUGAUAGAAAGAAUGGAGCUAGUGAGAGGAAACAUUCUGUCACUUCUAGUGCCAUAGCAGAUGCAGAAACCUUGCAGUCAAUGACAAUAACUGUUCCAGAUUCAGAUUUUCAUGAUUUUGACAGGGACCGAACUGAAGAGUCUUUUGGAGAAAAUCAGGUCUGGGCCGCAUAUGAUGGCGAUGAUGGGAUGCCUCGAUAUUAUGCCAUAAUUCAUAGUGUGAUAUCUUUAAACCCAUUCAAAAUGCGGAUCAGUUGGCUUAACUCCAAAACAAAUAGUGAAUUGGGCCCUCUAAACUGGGUUGCUUCUGGUUUCACAAAAACAUGUGGGGAUUUCAGAGUUGGCAAGUAUGAAAUCAACAAAUCACUCAAUUCUUUUUCGCACAAAGUUCGGUGGACAAAAGGUGCACGAGGGAUUAUCUGUAUAUAUCCCAAGAAGGGUGAUGUUUGGGCUCUCUAUAGGAAUUGGUCCCCUGAUUGGAAUGAAUUGACAGCCGACGAAGUAAUACACAAGUAUGAUAUGGUGGAAGUGGUUGAAGACUAUAAUGAAGAACUAGGUGUAACUGUAACUCCUCUGGUGAAAGUGGCUGGUUUCAAGUCAGUGUUCCACCGGCAUUUGGAUCCCAGAGAGGUUAGGAGGAUUCCGAGAGAAGAGAUGUUCCGAUUCUCUCAUCAUGUUCCUUCAUAUUUGCAUACCGGUCUAGAAGCAUCAAAUGCUCCAAAGGGUUGUCGGGAGCUAGAUCCAGCAGCUACACCGUUAGAACUUCUUCAGGUAGUAACUGAUGUGAAAGAUGAAGAGAUUAUGGAGAUAGAUGAGGAGAAACUUAAGGAAGUUGAUGUGAUAGAUGAAGAUGAAGAGAUUAUGGAGAUAGAUGAGAAACCUAAGGAAGUUGAUGUGAUAGAUGUUGAUGUUGGAAAUACUAAUGGCAUAGAGGAGAUAGCAGAGAAUUCCAGAACUGUUGGGGAAGAAAAGAGAGGGAGUUCAGUCACUCCGAAAAUAGAAAUUGAGGAGCCAAGAGACAAAGCAAGAUGAAAGAUUGGAGCAUGCUUCGGAAGUUCAAGUUGGUUGAGUUUUGGUGUACAUGAUUCAAUAUGGACAGAUUUUUUUCACUUGGUUUAAGAUUGGAUUACAACUGAUUCAUUGUUUUUAGCAUCAUCCUUGUAAUGUUGGGGCUAUGCGAAUAUGACUUGAAGUCAUGAUCGUAACCCUACAUUCAAGAGGUGAACUUCCAUCUUUCCUGGGAGGCGAAGCAGCAAAAAGACUGAAGGUGUCUUUUCUGCAGGUCAACCUAAUUCAGGCUACAUUCAAGGAUUUCGGAGGUGCAAGCUACAUAUUUUACAAACCCUCUUCCACCAGACAUUACUGAAGAACAACUCCUUAUGGGCUGUCCAAGAAUUUAUGCUCCAUUUAUGUAGUGCUUAGCCAAUAGUUUUCUUGCUUUUUUUGUAUCUGGAUGCUGUGAAUUUGCAUAAUCUUACAUACUUGAAUGUAAAACAGUACUGUUGUUAGUUCUGAUCAAUGAUCAAAUAGUAACGUUACUGAUAACCAUUUGAUUCUA